Molecule: messenger RNA, 718 nt
Organism: Cantharellus anzutake
Lineage: Eukaryota; Fungi; Basidiomycota; Agaricomycetes; Cantharellales; Hydnaceae
Exons: 6
Coding region: 257-718 (153 amino acids)
Source: RefSeq, a predicted model, not a curated record
GACAAACAGCUUGGCAGGCAUGGUUGAAAUUGCACCCUGGGAAAGAUAGCUCAGAGGCAGGAAGCCUUCGUAAGGCAGAGCAAUUGAAGAUCGAAGAGAAAUACCCUGAGAGGGCCGAUGAAGCAAAGGCUUUUAUGACAAGUUGCUCGUGCAUUAUGGGGAUGCAAUCCUACCAAAAGACGAGAGGGAAACACGAUCUGAAAAGGGCUUCUACUUGCUACAAAAGCUGACUGGCAGAUACACUGCUCAGGCUUCCAUGCUCAGCUCGAUUUACCCUGUUGGCAUUGCACUUGUGGGCUUCACUUCCGAUGAAGCAGUGCCACCACAAGAGUCAACCAUUGCGUUCACCAGUUCACCAUUCAUUGCUGAACUAGUGAAAACAUUGGGAUUACCCUUUACUCAACAGGCCGCGCAAAGUAUGAGGUCCCUGUAUGAUGGAGUAUCAGCAUUCAGCCCUUAUCAGCCCAAUGCUGCCAAAGAAAAGGCUCCGAGGGCUAUAGAUGAGGAUAAUGUGGACUUUUAUACACCAGUGAUGAAAAACGAGGAUAGCUUCACUAUUGAAAUCGACAAGGAGUUUGGUAAGCCCACGGAGUGCCGCAAGUGGUGUGCUAAACAACUUCGGAUGUUAAUCAGUGAUAAAGUGGGCUCAGCUGACAAGGUGCAGGACAACUGGAAGAGUGCCAACAUUCUCCCCCUCUUACUCGAGCAUCGCCUUUGA